AUGUUCACUAACCCGGACGAGCCGCUGUCGGUGCAUACGGCCGCUCUGCUCUCGGUCGCCCUUACAUUGAUCUUUGUGGCCCCAAUUUAUCUAUCACGAACCACGCGACCAACUCCGACUCUCAGCCGCGAUGCGCCGUCCGUGAUUCGUGCGCGCCUCAGCGCUCUCUCCAUCUCUUGCAUCGUGGGUUCUCUGAUGGUGCUCUGGAUUAUUGUCGAGAAAGGGAAUACCUCGCUCGCAGCUGCGUUGACGCUUCUCGGGUGGUGGCCGGCCCCGGUUACAGAGGAGAUCGUGUUUCGCUCCGCUAUUAUCUCAUUACAUAUUCUCGCAAAUUUGUCUCCCGACAAAAUCGUUCUGGUCACUCCACUGUACUUUGGCAUCGGGCAUAUCCAUCAUUUCUACGAAUUUCGCCUGACAAACCCCGACACCCCGCUCUUGGUGGCCCUGCUAGGGACUCUUUUCCACUUCACCUACGCCACCCUCUUCGGUUGCUUUGUCACUUUCGUCUACUUACGGACAGGUUCUGUAGUGGCUGUGAUCCUCAUCCACAGUUUCUGCAAUUGGUGCGGCUUGCCGCGUUUAUGGGGGCAUGUCGAGGCGGACCCGCGUUUCCAAGUAGGAAAAGAAGGGGACAGACCACUGCAUGUUGGAUGGACUGUGGGGUAUUACCUCCUCCUGCUCCUUGGUGCAAUGUCCUUUGGUCAGCUUCUGUGGCCGUUGACCGAGUCGGAUCAUGCUUUGGUGUCCUUCUCGUCCCAAAGUUGA
This is a messenger RNA of Penicillium chermesinum, 765 nucleotides long. Its product is annotated as CPBP family intramembrane glutamic endopeptidase. NCBI's taxonomy places the organism in Eukaryota, Fungi, Ascomycota, Eurotiomycetes, Eurotiales, Aspergillaceae. Gene Ontology annotation, biological process: CAAX-box protein processing. Bases 1 to 765 code for a protein of 254 amino acids. The record is from RefSeq and is a predicted model, not a curated record. Gene Ontology annotation, molecular function: metalloendopeptidase activity. The transcript is spliced from 3 exons. Gene Ontology annotation, cellular component: endoplasmic reticulum membrane.